AUGGCCCCGGGCUCGCCCGCCGCUCGCCGCCGCGCCUCGCCGCGCCUGCUGGCCGCGCUCCUGGGUUUGCACGUCUUCGCCAUUGCCUUCGCCUUGGAGGUGUCGGUGGGGAAGACCAACACGGUGACGGCUCUGAACAACUCCAAUGUCCUGCUGCCCUGCGUCUUCACCACCUGCAUAGGCUUCCAGGACCUGGUCUUCACAUGGUAUUUCAACACGACAGAGCUGAUUUACCACGGCAAGAUAAAGAACAAAGCCACGGAGCCCACCCUGGUGUGGCACAACCCGCGGGUGGAGUUCGUCGGCUCCACCACCAAGAAGGACAACAACAUCUCCAUCGUGCUGAACAACGUGGAGUUCAGCGAUGCUGGCAAGUACACCUGCCACGUCAAGAACCCCAAGGAGAAGAACACCCAGCACAACGCCACCAUCUUCCUCACCGUGGUCCAUAAGAUGGUGAAGACGGACAACACUGUGACGCUCAUCAUCGUGGGCGUGGUGGGGGGGCUCAUCGGCCUCCUCAUCCUCUUCAUGCUCAUCAAGAGGGUGGUCCUGUUCAUCAUCAAGAAGACGCAGGACGGGAAGAAGGAGUGUCUGGUGAGCUCCUCGGGGAACGACAACACCGAGAACGGCCUGGCCGGCUCCAAGGCGGAACAAAAAGCACCACCAAAGGCAUGAACGAAGCAGCGGCGCCCCGUGCCCGCCUCGCCCCGCCGCGGGUGCCCGGGCACGGGACGAGCCUUCCUCUUUUGUUUUCUUUCCGAACUGCCAGCGCUUGAGACAUGUUUCUAUUACACACGUGCCUGCAACC
This is a messenger RNA of Lonchura striata (white-rumped munia), 811 nucleotides long. It is a transcript of the gene SCN4B, whose product is annotated as sodium voltage-gated channel beta subunit 4. Gene Ontology annotation, cellular component: plasma membrane; voltage-gated sodium channel complex. The record is from RefSeq and is a predicted model, not a curated record. Gene Ontology annotation, molecular function: sodium channel regulator activity; transmembrane transporter binding. Gene Ontology annotation, biological process: regulation of ventricular cardiac muscle cell membrane repolarization; cardiac muscle cell action potential involved in contraction; regulation of sodium ion transmembrane transporter activity. Lineage: Eukaryota; Metazoa; Chordata; Aves; Passeriformes; Estrildidae.